Molecule: messenger RNA, 1249 nt
Organism: Pimephales promelas (fathead minnow)
Lineage: Eukaryota; Metazoa; Chordata; Actinopteri; Cypriniformes; Leuciscidae
Source: RefSeq, a predicted model, not a curated record
CUGCAGGCUGAGGGAAAGCAGAGGGAAAGGUAUGUUGAGCAGCCUUGGACGCUACCAACGUAAGCUGCAGAGGGGUGUUCUUUCGUACACGCUAGGUUAAAUGUAAACACCUCAAUCGCACAAAGAUUUCACAACCACUGCGUUGCUUUUAAAAAUUGAGGGAAAGAGACGCCGUGUAACAGAAGCGUUUCCGGCCGAUUCCUUUUGUGUUUGUCACCCCUCCUACACACGGUUGGGAAAUUCCCUCCACAUGUAUAUUUGAUUUGUGAGUGUUGGGGAGCCCGAUGGGGUUGAGUUCGCAGCUCGGGAUUAUGUGCUAGACUAGCGAGCGCGGUUGAGGAGUCAAAGCAAGAGUUACAUGGAAGAAGGUGUGUUUGGGAAUACUUUGGGAAUACGCAGAACUAACGCCACCAAAAAGAUUCUGACGGUGGAUCUGCUGUGUGUUGAUGCAGGAGAAACUGUUGUUUUAAAACAGUUGUGUGGUUUAAGUUCUCUGGUCACAGGAUCGUGCGUGUGGAUCUUUUUUUUUUUUUUUUUUUAUGUGUGCAUCUCAAUUAUCUGAUCCCGUUGUGACUGGGAGGUGCUCAGGGGUGGAGCUCCAGUGAGGGGCACGAAUCUACAGGCUGCAGCCUCUCAAACAUGAGCAAACUGUCUUUCCACAAUAACAAGACGAUGCAGGACCGCCGGUGUGUGUGUGUGUUCCUCCCGAAUGAUGAAACACUCAAUGUAAUAGUCAGUGUUAAGACUGUGUGUCAGGAGUUGUUGGUGCAGGUCUGUGAUCUGCUUAGAUUGAAGGACUGUCAUCUGUUUGGCCUCAGUGUUAUUCAGAAUAAUGAACAUAUAUAUAUGGAACUGGGACAGAAACUGUCAAAAUAUUGUCCAAAAGAGUGGAAACGGGAAGCCAGCAAGGGAAUUGACCAGUUUGGACCUCCAAUGAUUGUUCACUUCAGAGCACAGUAUUAUGUUGAAAAUGGAAGACUUAUCAGCGAUCGCAUGGCACGGUAUUAUUACUACUGGCAAUUGCGGAAGCAGGUACUGCAGUCUCAGUGCAUCCAGAGAGAAGAGGCUUAUUUCCUUCUGGCUGCAUUUGCGCUGCAGGCUGACCUGGGAAACUUCAAACGGAACAAACACUUUGGUGCCUAUUUUCAGCCAGAAGCUUAUUUCCCCUCCUGGGUAAGUCUGCACAGCACCCCAUUAAACUACUUCCUGAUGAAUCAUUAUGCUGAUCAAGCUUGUUAAACGUGUGUUU